AGAUAUCGUUGAGUGAAGAAGAAUUAUUGAAUUUCUGAAAAAUAAAUAAAAAAAUAUUAUUUAAAAUUUAAAUAAGAAAAGAAAAAAAUAUUUUUUUUUACAUAAAAUUGUUGAAAUAUAGAAGAGCACGAGCCUUCUCAUCAAAAAAUUCCAAAACAACCGUCAAAACGUCUCUUAUCAGCACAGCAACAAUUUGUGACAAAAUUCAAAAACUUUACGAUCUUUUGUAAAUCAAUUAUCUUCGCUGAAUCUAAUUUAUAUCUUAUAUUAAGAUAACCUCUUGAGUACAAAAUCUAACAAAAUGUGCGGAAUCUUUGGAAUAAUUUGCGAAAAUAGCGACAAAGUCAAUUACGACAACUUCCUUGAAACGGACGAAUCAAUGCGCGAAAUAGCGUAUCGUCGUUCAGGCGCCCAAAGACAUCGAGGUCCUGAUCAUACGGGAAUUUUUAUCUACAAGGAAAACGGAGUUGCUUUGCUUCAGGAGCGACUUGCUGUUAUGGGCGGCAAAAAAGGAGAUCAACCAUUUUUCAGCGAUGAUGGCGAAAUAAUUCUCGUCGCCAAUGGAGAAAUUUACAAUUAUCAUGCUGUGGCGGCGCAACUUGCCAUUACGAGAAAGGAAUAUACGCCACGUAAUGAUUGCGACGUAAUUUUAGGUCUUUAUGAGGAAUAUGGAAUGGAUUUGUUGAAAUAUUUGAGCGGCAUGUUCGCUUUUGUCAUUUACGAUCGGAAAAAGAAUUUCGUGAUGAUAGCACGAGAUCCGAUCGGAAUUAUUCCAUUUUAUCAAGGACGAGAUAAAGACGGAAAUUUAUGGGUUGCCAGCGAAAUGAAAUGUUUGGUUGAAUUUUGUCGAGAUGUCGCGAUAUUUCCUCCGGGUCACGUGAUGUUCGGAUCUCCGGGUAAAAUGACGGUCGAUCGUUAUUGGAAACCAACAUGGGAGAAAGAAGUCCCAACAACCAAUGUUGAUCUCAAUUUGUUACGAAGUAAACUCGAAUCAGCAGUUCGAACGCAUCUCGACUGUGAUGCUCCGUUUGCCGCUCUUUUAUCGGGAGGAGUCGAUUCGAGUUUAGUAGCUUCGAUUGCAACGAAACUCAUGCGUGAAAAAGACCCAAACUUUCGAUUGAAAACUUUCAGUGUUGGCUUGAAAGGAGCUCCUGACUUCAAAUACAGCAAAAUUGUCGCCGAUUUCAUUGGAAGUGAUCAUGAAGAAGUCUACUUUACCGUUGAAGAAGGUUUGGAUUGUAUACGGGAGUUAAUUUACAAACUCGAAACUUAUGACAUCACGACAGUUCGAUGCGGUAUCUUGAUGUACAUCCUAAUUCGCGUCAUCAAAGGCGAAGGAUACAAAAUGGUUCUUUCGGGCGAAGGAGCUGACGAGAUUUUCGGCGGAUAUUUGUAUUUCCAUUCAGCGCCAUCUGCCGAAGAAUUUCAUCAUGAAACUGUCGCGCGUGUCAAAAACUUGCAUCUUUCGGAUUGUCUUCGAGCGAAUAAAUGUUGCAUGGGAUGGGGUGUCGAGCCUCGUGUUCCCUUUCUCGAUACGGAAUUCUUUGAGCAUGCAAUGACGAUAAAGCCUGAAGAUCGAAUGCCCAUCGCUGGAACGAAACAAAGCAUUGAAAAGUACAUUUUGAGAGCCGCAUUUGCCGAUGGAUACUUGCCUGAUAGUGUUUUGUGGCGACAAAAGGAGCAAUUUUCCGAUGGCGUGGGUUAUAAUUGGAUUGAUUCGAUUAAAGAUUAUGCAGCUUCGAGAAUUACGGAUGAAGAGUUCGCAAAUGCUGAAGAAAAAUUCCCUUUUAAUACGCCAGCGACGAAAGAAGCUUAUUAUUAUCGGAAGAUUUUUACGCAGAUGUUCCCUCAUAAGUCGUGUGCGGAGACUGUCAUGAAAUGGGUUCCGAGACUGGAUUGGGGAUGUGCAGCAGAUCCAUCGGGAAGAGCUCAAAAGUUACAUUGUUCCAACGAAAGUUAAAUUUAAUGGAGAUUUAUUGAAUAAAAAUUUACUUGAAUUCACUGCCAAUUUAA
This is a messenger RNA of Culicoides brevitarsis, 2013 nucleotides long. RefSeq lists its product as uncharacterized. Gene Ontology annotation, cellular component: cytosol. Gene Ontology annotation, molecular function: asparagine synthase (glutamine-hydrolyzing) activity. The record is from RefSeq and is a predicted model, not a curated record. The transcript is spliced from 2 exons. Lineage: Eukaryota; Metazoa; Arthropoda; Insecta; Diptera; Ceratopogonidae. The coding region runs from base 302 to 1960 and encodes 552 amino acids.